UCAGUCAAUCAGUCAGUCGUGGUGGUGGUGGUGGUGGCAGUGGUAGUGGUGGUGGUUGUCGUUUCUCUCUCACUCACUCACUCACUCACUCACUCACUGCAGUCAUCGUGAAAGUGUGACCAGCCUACCCACAGCCUACUUAAGCCUACCCACACGGCCUACUCAAGAUGGCGAUGAUGGAGUACCUGCUCAGCCCGCGUGGCUUCAUCAAACUCUCACAAAUGCUGCUGGUGGUGGUGACCCUGGGCACGUGGUUCGGCUUGUGGACCGACUGGAGGGACUUCGUGACCGGGACAGUGUUCAUGGCUUUCUUCACCGCGCUGGCUGUCUUCACCCAGAACAUGCUGGCCGCCCCCGCCCGUGUCCUGGAGAUUUUACUAAGCGGCGUCCUGAGUCUCUUCAUGGUCAUCUGCGGCAUCGUGGUGCUGGUGGAGGCGUCUGCGUCUCCUGUGGGGGCAACCUGCGGCGCCUUCUGCUUCUUUUCCGCCGUGGCUUAUGGUUUAGAUGUGUUCUUUGCGUUUAAAAUAGAGGCGGAGUGAGGUAGAGUGAAGGAAGAUUAAUUUACUUUAGUCUGGGCUGAAAAGAGUUUGUUUACAUCCGUUUUUCUUAUUUUUGGUUAAGUUUUCUGUGUUUUCUCUCUUUUUAUUUUCUUUUUUUUUCAUUUUCUGUUGCUGUUUUGUCUCUCUGGAUGUAAAAAUUGUUGGAGGAUUUUUCUUUCUUAUUUUCUGUUGUUUGGGUGAUUUUUUCUUUCUUUUUUCUCUUUUUUUUU
Molecule: messenger RNA, 769 nt
Organism: Portunus trituberculatus (swimming crab)
Lineage: Eukaryota; Metazoa; Arthropoda; Malacostraca; Decapoda; Portunidae
Exons: 4
Coding region: 168-539 (123 amino acids)
Cellular component (GO): membrane
Source: RefSeq, a predicted model, not a curated record